GCAGCAUUUCUAUGGGAAAGGCUGACAAUUGGGUUCGGGGAAGUUUCUGUAGGCAAGGGACAUUUACUUAGUUACGGCAACCUUUUUGCCGUGCCCUCGCGAACUUCUAUUCUAUGGUAUAAUUUUUUGUUGUAAUUGAGUUACUGACAUUUCUCUAGCAACCAGUUACCUUGCAAAUACUCGCUUCAGAUAUCAUCGAGUUGAUGUUUCCGCAUUGCAUAUACCUUUAUUCAAUUCAUUCCAGUCAUUUUUCUUAUCAAAACUAAACUCAAUAGAAUAUCUCAGUAACAAAGUAGUAAUAUUUUAUGGCUAUUUAUAAUUGAAUAAUGUACUCAAACGAUGUUUCUUUUGAUAAUUUCAUGUAUUAGCUGUCAUCCUUUUCAGACCUUAGACUUCUCAGUGCGUUAAUUGGCAGGAGAUGCAACAUUUACAAAUGCGUAAUGCACUUUUGUAGAAAAGCUACUUGUAAAAGAUUCUAGAAAUCUCCACUUCUUCAAUAUUCGAUUCAAUGUUCUAAUAUUUGUUAGCAUAUAAUUCCCGAAAUUGAUCAUGCCAAAUUGAUAACAAACUGAGCAAGAGACUUCAGUACAAUAGUGAUGCCAAAAUUCAAGAAAUUUGUACGGGAAAUGAUUUCCAGCAACCAUUCAGCGGUAUUGCUCUGAUUUUUCUAGGAAUUACGAUCCAAGAACCACUACUGACAAAUGACAUUACGGUUCGGUGUUUUGCUCACCGAGGCUCUACUUGCUAUGUACCUAAACAGCUUGAAAAUCCCGCGUUUCUUGAAAUAUAAGCUGGGUUCACCUGUGGCUGUAUCGACCCGGACGCGCUCACCAUCACGGCAUCGACAGGUGGCCUUGGUGACCUGUUACAAUGAAUUACAUAAGUGGUGUCAACUAAUGUCAUUUUUCUCAAGUAGAUAGGUAUAGCCUUUACUUUGCAAAGAAAAUUUCAACACCAUCGUUUAACCGACGAAAACAAAAUGGUAUAAAGAUUUCUGCCUUUGUGCCCAUUCAUUCAGUGGGUCAGUCUGUCUGCCAAUCUGCAAUCAGUAUACAAGGCUAUCAGAAAGUCAGAAAAUUUUCUCAGAUAAUGAAAUAUCCAAGUAUAACAAAUCCUACUGAGAAUGCUCCAAAGAGUCCAAAGUUUGGAAUUUUCUUCUAAAGCAGUAAAUAAAAUCAAGCAUUUUAAAGUUAGUACUCGCGAAUAUAAAUGCAUGUUGGGACACAAAACUGUCUCAGUCUCACUGACUUGGCGUUCCACUACAACGCUCAGAGAUAAACGCAUUUGUGCACACUUAGUCAUCUGCUAGGGAACCAAGGUUUACAGAUCAUAAGAAGAUGGCGAUUCAAAAAAACAGCUUUUCUUGGCUGCAAUAACAUAUAUCCUAUUUUACUAAAUUUCCACUACGUUUCACCUCAAAGAAAACGUAGAAAAUUUAAUUUAAUGAAGCAUAGAACAGCAAAAUGAAUACCAUAGGACACAUUUGUUUUCGGCGUCAGCUCAAAGGAAUCUUGUGCAGAAAUUCACCCAGUGAUAAUAACAGCUAAAUUAUUUUUAUCGUUAAGAACGUUCUGAUAGAAAAUACACUUCAUUCGGCAAAUUGCAAUUCCACUUACAUCGUCAUACACCACUCAUACUGUUAGAACACAGGGUUCCCAUUCAUUGCAGGACAUCACAUGACAAUUGCAUCAUUGCCCUGCAAUUGCAUCAGCUUCUGUAAAUUGUAUUAUUCUUAGGGUAUAUAAGGGGUGGCUUUAUAGUUAGGUUCAGUCUUGCCGUAAGCUUUGUCGAACUCAGUGUACCUUGUCGCUAGCUUGCAGAAUUGUGUUUGCCGUUACAUUGUCGCCGUAGCAAUUUAAGAUAUUUUUAGUCGUUUGCCGUGAACUGAUGAAUUAGAAGAAGUGUAUAGAGAAUUGCAUAACAGUUUUGCCGUAUUUAUCGUGUACGUUUCUGCGAACGACCUACGAACUCACGUUUGCAAAACCCCCUUUUUAAGUGGUUUUACAAUACACCAGUGUAGGUUAGCGUGUUUUUUCAAUUUUUCUUUUAAAUCUGCAAACAACAGCUAUCUUUUUGAGGAGAUCUUUGACGUUAGUUUCUGGAAUUUCGAAAACUAAAUUGCGUCCAAAAAUAUUUUGGUGGAUCUUGGCGCUUGAAGUGCAUGACUGCUACUAAGAGAUUCUUUCUGAAAAAUUUAUCUUCGUGCAAAUCCUGUAGUGUUGUUUGUCCUUCUUUUGCUUUAUGUAGUUUUUCUUAUUUCAAAUUAAUAUAUUGUUUCUAUACAUUUUAUAUAUAUAUUAAUUGUUUUAUAUCAUAGUUUUUGCAUGUAUUUGAAAAAUCAAAUUUAACUGUACUGCCUCGUUCUGGUAUUAUAUCCUCGAGAAACGUAACACGUAACAGUUCUUCAUAAGAAUCUUGCGAGAAAAGAGGAUCGAUUUAUGUUCCCUAAUAAACAAAUAUCCAAAGCAAAAACUCUAUGCAGCUGAAUGCAAUUCGUACUCUGUAUGAGCAGUAAAAGAAAUGUCACUGUUUAACAUUGAAGAGGUAAAGAGACACAACACAGAAGAAGAUGUGUGGAUUGUAGUGAAUGGUAUUGUUUACGAUGUUACACAAUUCGCCGCAAUUCAUCCUGGCGGCAAAGAAAUUCUUUUACAAAAUGCUGGAGAGAUUGUCACUGGUUUAAUGAAACAAGAAGAUAUCCACGUUCAUUCUGAAGCUGCAUACUCGCUGCUAGAAACCUACAGGAUUGGAAAAUUAGCGAAUAAUAUUGAUGAUCAUGAUGUUGAAGAAUCUGAAAUGAAAGGAUGGAAAGAGGAAAAAAUAGAUUGGAAUCAAGGCUUAGUUUUGCAAGUCCACAGAUAUGGGUUUGAGUACUUGAAAUGGGUCCAUUCACCUGUCAACAAACCAUUAAAAUUGUUUACUUCGAGGUUUCUGGAAUUCUUUUCAAAGACACCAUGGUUUCUUGUCCCUAUGGUUUGGCUUCCAGUCAUUUUAAUCAUGACAUACAUGUCCUUUGUCAACAUUGGUCAUCUUGAAUAUCUAAGGAGCACCUCAAAUCUUGCAAAAUUAAUUUUUGUUUCUGUGCUAUUUAUUAUUGGAGUCUGUACUUGGACAUUUGUGGAAUACAUUUUGCACCGCUUCUUGUUCCAUUUGAACCCACCUGGAGAUUCAAAGUUCUGGAUUACAUUGCACUUUUUCCUGCAUGGUCAACACCAUAAGGUUCCAUUUGAUCCUGGUCGACUUGUGUUUCCACCUGUGGCAGCACUAGCCUUUGCUGUGCCAUUUUACUUGCUAUUUGUCAACAUUCUACCAUCUGCAAUUGGCCAAGGAAUCUUUGCUGGUGGAUUGCUUGGAUAUGUUGUCUAUGACAUGACUCACUAUUAUAUUCACCAUGGACAGCCUACUCCUGGAAGUUACCUUCAUAGAUUAAAGCAGUAUCAUCUGAAGCAUCAUUUUGAAAAUCAAAAUUUGGGAUUCGGCAUUUCUUCAACCUUUUGGGAUGGACCUUUUGGAACAACCCCUUCCAAAAGAAAAUGAAUGGUAAAUUUUUCUUUGUCCCUUCCUUGUGACUUGUAUUCCUAGUCAUUUUUAGUGGAUCCCUUUUUGUAAUGGUUUAUCAACAAGAGCUUUAUAAGUUAGAUGAUCCAACCAGUUCUCUUCUGUUCUCUGUAUUUUUCUCCUGGUGUUUUUUUCUGGAAUGGAUUUUCUCGAUCAACUGAGCUUAAACCAGAAGUAUAUGGAUGAUGAGAUGCUGGUGCAUGAAACUUGGCGAAUUACUGUUUUCCAGGCUUGCCGGAUAUAUCCAGCUUAUGAAAUAAUGCUCGGACAGACUAUGUGAGGUAUUGCAUCACCGUAUUUCAAUUUCAUGCAAUGAAUCAUAUGGACAUUUUAAUUUUUCCAUCGAUUAUAUAUUUAUAAUGAAAGACACGCACUUUAUUGCAUUAAGCGUAAUGUUUUAGUUAGGUACUUAGGUUAACUUGUUGCAAGAAUACCGUGCAGUGUUGAAUACUGCAGUGUAUUACUUAAUACCACCCAAAGGUAGCGUAAAUUGUUGGCACAAGGUCACAAAUCUGCGAGGAUCCCCUGAAUGUUUGAAUUUUCGCUUUGACUUUCAUUUGUUAUAGAGGGAAUAUGGGUACAGAAUAUGGGUACCUUGCAUUAAUUAAAUAAGUACAGUUUUAAGCUCAAAGGAAUUGAUCGCAUAUUUCAUUGCCAUUUUGUUCAAUAAAUUUAUGUAUCAAUCUAUUUAUGUAUCAAGACAAAUAUAGUCGUUAACUGUUAUUUUAGUUAAGGUCUGUGAUGAGAAUGGAGGAUGUGAUUAUUUAAAUCAGCUGUAUACAUCAUUUAAGAAAUCUCAGAAUUCUUGGGUUGACGGUAGUUUAGCAUUAAUUAAGGGAUUUGACUUUGUGCAAGUAAAACAUUCUCAGCAAUUUUACUCGUUUGAUAUAUGCCGUAUUUCCUCGAAAAUUGACAGACCUGCGAAAAUAAGCCGAUUGGAAAAUAAGCCGAAAAAUAUUAGAAAAUACAGGGAAAAUAGGCCGACCUCGAAAAUAAGCCUAGACACAGUGAAGCGUUCGAAUCAAAUCGUUCGUUCAUUCGAAUCUACUGGCAAAUUGUUUUAAAAGUUUGUUCAAAUUUUGUUUCUCUUUUCAGAAAACACUUCGCAAAUAAGCCGACUCAUAAGUAUGCCGAAAAAUUUCACUUUAUAGAUAAUAAAAAGCCGCGGCUUAUUUUCGAGGAAAUACGAAAUACGAAUUCGAGAUAUAUUAGAAAUAUAGUCCCCGUUGCCAUUUCCGGCAGUAUGAUGAACAAACUUCGUUCAUCUUUAAAACCCAUAAGUAUAGAAGGGAAUUAACAAUUAAGAUGCUCCGUCCAUUGAAAUGCCCUGAUGAAUUUCAAGAGCUUGGUGCGAAGGCAGCAGAAAUAACCCUUAAAACGAAUUUAGACUCUUGAUGUUUUGAGGCUGGUGACACGUUUCGCUUUCUCGGCCUCCAAAUCAGGCUGGUCAUACUCCUCAAAACAGCCUGACCCGCACCCACUGUUUUAUACCAAAAUCUAACCGUGAGACAUUGGUCAAUAACCUGUUGAGUAUUCGAAACUCUUUGCCAAACAAAGAUUUGAAACCUAUUCUUUGCUAGGGUAGAUAAACUUCACAUUCUUUGGCUAUAGCGUCAAUCAUCUACAGAAUUUCCCAGCUCGUGUUUAAUUUUGUCCUAUUUUUUCAAAAUCAUUCGUUCCUUCCACCGAUAUUACUCGAAAGCCCGUUUUGAUACUGGUUGUUGAUUGAUUCCGACCUUUCAAAGCAAGAUGUAUUUACAGAAUGAUAGAAUAACCAGAAAUCAUAGAAACUAAUACUCAACAUCCGGUUUUGUUUAUUGUGAGGUCUUCAUAUUUUCGUAUCUUAAUCGUAUUAAACAUUUCAUAAAUUAGUUUUGGAAUUCUCACAAUUUAAUGCAUUAGGUCAAGUGUAGCAUAUCCAAAACUUUGCUUAUUUUCAAAUAUGUCAAGUCGUUUUUCGUCAGUAUGACGUCGUGAUAAAACCGUUUGGGAGAUAUCAAAGAUAUAUUAAUUCAGGGUUGGGUGUAUUACUAUCUUAAAAUACAUUAUGUUUUUAGUUUAGGUAUUGCACGUUAAUAUGGGGAUUUCAGUUCUUAUAAUAUUUUCUGGCUUUCAGUUAUUUAUUAGCCUUCUAGUUUUGUUUAGUCUGUUUGAUAAUUAACAAUCGAUAAUGGUCGUAAAUAAAAUAAGUACGAACGUGUAAAUUUUCGUUAUUUCCGUACAUACAAUAAUACUUCAAACAUGAA
Rhopilema esculentum is the source of this 5804-nucleotide messenger RNA. RefSeq names its product fatty acid 2-hydroxylase. The record is from RefSeq and is a predicted model, not a curated record. Gene Ontology annotation, cellular component: endoplasmic reticulum; membrane. NCBI's taxonomy places the organism in Eukaryota, Metazoa, Cnidaria, Scyphozoa, Rhizostomeae, Rhizostomatidae. Gene Ontology annotation, biological process: lipid biosynthetic process; fatty acid metabolic process. Gene Ontology annotation, molecular function: iron ion binding; fatty acid 2-hydroxylase activity.